AUGAUAUCACCGUUGUGCUCAGCGAAGCGCUUUAUUGGCCAUAAUCCCGACGAGGGUCUUGUCCAUCUUAUUGGCUUCUGGAUCAAAUCAGCGUUUCGCUUAGUUGGCCUUGACCCUAACAAGAGAAAACCGAAUGCUUCACCAAAGAAAGAUCAAACUAGAUCUGAUACGAGCGCCGCAAAAACAGCGAGUUGCUUACCAAAACCCAAUCACGACGACCCUGAUUUGACUAAUCUUCUCAAGUUUCUCGAUCGGAAAAGGCGUCUUGAGGUUGAGAUCGAGAUUCUCGAGGAAAUGUCGCGCGGUAGUGAGGCUAGGAUAGCGUUCCUUAGUUCAGAAUAUAGCAAUCGAGGAUAUGGCUCCGCUUUGGAGGGUUCAUACAGUGCACGACUGUUAGCUGCUAUCUAA
Molecule: messenger RNA, 408 nt
Organism: Penicillium lagena
Lineage: Eukaryota; Fungi; Ascomycota; Eurotiomycetes; Eurotiales; Aspergillaceae
Exons: 1
Coding region: 1-408 (135 amino acids)
Source: RefSeq, a predicted model, not a curated record